AUGGGGGAGAAAGUUUCGGAGGCGCCGGAGCCGGUGCCUCGCGGCUGCAGCGGCCACGGCCCCGGAGCUCCCGCCCCUGCGGUGGCCGCCGCGUCCUCUCCAGGCGCUUCCUCGGCCGAGUCCUCCUCGGGUUCAGAAACUCUGUCGGAGGAAGGGGAGCCCGGCGGCUUCUCCCGCGAGCAGCAGCCGCCGCCGCCGCCGCCGCCGCCGCCGGGCGGCGCCGUGAGAGCCCGGCCGCCGGCCGCGUGGGCUCCCGCGCGCGUGGUGCUUGAGCUUGGAGUCUGUGCGCCGCCGCCGCAGCUCUCCGGAGGAACCGCGCUACCCGCGCCCCGGGGAAGCAGCGCGUCCCAGGAAGAGCAGGACGAGGAGCUUGACCACAUACUCUCCCCACCACCCAUGCCGUUUCGGAAAUGCAGCAAUCCAGAUGUGACUUCUGGCCCUGCAAAGUCACUGAAGUUUAAAAGACAGCUGAGUGAGGAUGGUCGAGAGCUGCGGCGGGGUAGCCUGGGAGGUGCUCUGACAGGGAGGUACCUCCUUCCAAACCCUGUAGCCGGGCAGGCCUGGCCAGCCUCUGCGGAGACGUCCAACCUCGUGCGCAUGCGCAGCCAGGCCCUGGGCCAGUCGGCACCGUCGCUCACCGCCAGCCUGAAGGAGCUCAGUCUCCCCAGAAGAGGAAGUUUUUGCCGAACAAGCAACCGGAAAAGCUUGAUAGGCAAUGGACAGUCACCAGCACUGCCUCGACCACACUCACCUCUCUCUGCUCAUGCAGGAAACAGCCCUCAAGAUAGUCCAAGAAAUUUCUCCCCCAGUGCCUCAGCCCAUUUCUCAUUUGCACGGAGGACUGAUGGACGCCGCUGGUCCUUGGCUUCUCUCCCCUCCUCGGGCUAUGGGACAAACACGCCCAGCUCCACAGUCUCUUCCUCCUCUUCCUCCCAGGAGAAGCUGCAUCAGUUACCCUACCAACCAACGCCAGAUGAAUUGCACUUCCUGUCGAAACAUUUUUGUACUACCGAAAGCAUUGCCACAGAAAACAGAUGCAGGAACACGCCUAUGCGCCCCCGUUCUCGAAGUCUGAGCCCUGGACGUUCUCCCGCCUGCUGUGACCAUGAAAUAAUUAUGAUGAACCAUGUCUACAAAGAGAGGUUCCCAAAGGCUACAGCUCAGAUGGAAGAACGUCUGAAGGAAAUUAUCACCAGCUACUCCCCUGACCACGUUCUUCCUCUAGCAGAUGGAGUGCUUAGUUUCACUCACCACCAGAUUAUUGAACUGGCUCGAGAUUGCUUGGAUAAAUCCCACCAGGGUCUCAUCACCUCACGAUACUUCCUUGAAUUACAGCACAAAUUAGAUAAAUUGCUACAAGAGGCUCAUGAUCGUUCAGAAAGUGGAGAAUUGGCAUUUAUUAAACAACUAGUUCGAAAGAUCCUAAUUGUUAUUGCCCGCCCAGCUCGGUUAUUGGAGUGCCUGGAAUUUGAUCCUGAAGAAUUUUACUACCUAUUGGAAGCAGCAGAAGGCCAUGCAAAAGAAGGACAGGGUAUUAAAACCGACAUUCCCAGGUACAUCAUUAGCCAGCUGGGGCUCAAUAAGGAUCCUUUGGAAGAAAUGGCUCAGUUGGGAAACUAUGAUAGUGGGACAGCAGAAACACCAGAAACAGAUGAAUCAGUGAGUAGCUCAAAUGCUUCCCUGAAACUUCAAAGGAAACCUCGGGAAAGUGAUUUUGAAACGAUUAAAUUGAUUAGCAAUGGAGCCUAUGGGGCAGUCUACUUUGUGCGGCAUAAGGAAUCCCGGCAGAGAUUUGCUAUGAAGAAGAUUAACAAACAGAACCUCAUCCUCCGAAACCAGAUCCAGCAGGCCUUCGUGGAACGGGAUAUCCUGACUUUCGCAGAGAACCCCUUUGUCGUCAGCAUGUACUGCUCCUUUGAAACAAGGCGCCACCUAUGCAUGGUCAUGGAAUACGUGGAAGGAGGUGACUGUGCUACAUUAAUGAAGAACAUGGGGCCUCUCCCUGUUGAUAUGGCCAGGAUGUACUUUGCUGAGACGGUCUUGGCCUUGGAAUAUCUACAUAAUUAUGGAAUUGUACACAGGGAUUUGAAACCAGACAAUUUGCUGGUCACCUCCAUGGGGCACAUAAAGCUGACAGAUUUUGGAUUAUCCAAGGUGGGACUAAUGAGCAUGACCACCAAUCUUUAUGAGGGUCAUAUCGAGAAGGAUGCUCGAGAGUUCCUGGACAAACAGGUCUGUGGCACACCUGAAUACAUUGCACCAGAAGUGAUUCUGAGGCAGGGCUAUGGGAAGCCAGUGGACUGGUGGGCCAUGGGGAUUAUCCUCUAUGAAUUUCUGGUUGGAUGCGUGCCAUUCUUCGGGGAUACUCCAGAAGAGCUAUUUGGACAAGUCAUCAGUGAUGAGAUCAACUGGCCAGAGAAGGACGAGGCCCCGCCCCCUGAUGCCCAGGAUCUGAUUACCUUGCUUCUUAGGCAGAAUCCCCUGGAGAGACUGGGAACAGGUGGUGCUUACGAAGUCAAACAGCAUCGAUUCUUCCGCUCUUUAGACUGGAACAGUUUGCUGAGACAGAAGGCAGAAUUUAUUCCCCAGCUGGAAUCCGAGGAUGACACAAGUUAUUUUGAUACUCGGUCAGAGAAGUAUCAUCACAUGGAGACAGAGGAAGAGGAUGACACAAAUGAUGAAGACUUUAAUGUGGAAAUAAGGCAGUUUUCCUCCUGUUCACACAGGUUUUCAAAAGUUUUCAGCAGCAUAGACCGAAUAACUCAGAAUUCUGGAGAAGAGAAGGAAGACCCCGGAGACAAGACCAAAAGCACUGUAUUGCCGUCCACAGAGACGUUCAGCUGGAGCUCGGAAUAUUCUGAAAUGCAACAGUUAUCCACAUCCAACUCUUCAGAUACUGAAAGCAACAGACAUAAACUCAGUUCUGGCCCACUUCCCAAACUGGCUAUUUCAACAGAGGCAGAGAAAGAUGAAGCUGCUCCCUGCCCCAGAGACCUGCCCGAGGAGCCAGAAAAGCCAUCCCUUCCUCCUGCAGAGUGCGCUCAGGAGGAGCCCGAGGUCACCACGCCAGCCAGUACCAUCAGCAGCUCCACACUGUCGGUUGGCAGUUUUUCAGAGCACUUGGAUCAGAUAAAUGGACGAAGCGAGUGUGUGGACAGUACAGAUAAUUCCGCAAAGCCAUCCAGUGAACCCGCUUCGCACAUGGCCCGGCAGCGAUUAGAAAGCACAGAAAAAAAGAAAAUCUCGGGGAAAGUCACAAAGUCCCUUUCUGCCAGUGCUCUGUCCCUCAUGAUCCCAGGAGAUAUGUUUGCUGUUUCUCCACUGGGGAGUCCAAUGUCCCCCCAUUCCCUGUCCUCGGACCCUUCUUCUUCACGAGACUCCUCUCCCAGCCGAGAUUCAUCAGCAGCGUCCGCCAGUCCACAUCAGCCUGUUGUGAUCCACAGUUCCGGGAAGAACUAUGGUUUUACCAUCCGAGCCAUCCGGGUGUAUGUGGGAGACAGUGACAUCUACACGGUGCACCAUAUUGUUUGGAAUGUAGAAGAAGGAAGUCCAGCAUGCCAGGCAGGACUGAAGGCUGGGGAUCUGAUCACACACAUCAAUGGAGAACCGGUGCAUGGACUUGUCCACACGGAAGUUAUAGAGCUCUUGCUAAAGAGUGGAAAUAAGGUGUCAAUCACUACUACCCCGUUUGAAAACACAUCAAUCAAAACGGGACCAGCCAGGAGAAACAGCUAUAAGAGCCGGAUGGUGAGGCGGAGCAAGAAAUCUAAAAAGAAAGAAAGUCUAGAAAGGAGAAGAUCCCUUUUCAAAAAACUAGCCAAGCAGCCUUCUCCUUUGCUCCACACCAGCCGAAGUUUCUCCUGCUUGAACCGGUCCCUGUCAUCGGGGGAGAGCCUCCCGGGUUCCCCCACGCACAGCUUGUCUCCCCGGUCCCCCACACCCAGCUAUCGCUCCACCCCUGACUUCCCAUCAGGUACUAAUUCUUCCCAAAGCAGCUCCCCAAGCUCUAGUGCCCCCAAUUCCCCAGCAGGGUCAGGACACAUCCGACCCAGUACCCUUCAUGGCCUGGCCCCCAAACUCAGCGGACAGCGCUACCGGUCGGGAAGGCGCAAGUCGGCUGGUAGCAUCCCUCUCUCCCCACUGGCCAGGACCCCCUCUCCAACGCCACAGCCCACCUCCCCCCAGCGGUCACCAUCCCCUCUGUUGGGACAUUCGCUUGGCAAUUCCAAGAUCGCUCAAGCCUUCCCCAACAAAAUGCACUCACCGCCCACCAUCGUCAGACAUAUCGUGAGGCCAAAGAGCGCAGAGCCCCCAAGGUCCCCGUUGCUCAAGCGCGUGCAGUCGGAGGAGAAGCUCUCCCCCUCCUAUGGCAGUGACAAAAAGCACCUGUGCUCCCGCAAGCACAGCCUGGAGGUGACCCAGGAGGAAGUGCAGCGGGAACAGCCUCAGCGGGAGGUGACCUUGCAGAGCUUGGAGGAGAACAUGUGUGACACACCCUCACUCAGCCGCGCCAGGCCCGUUGAGCAAGGCUGCCUGAAGCGCCCUGUCUCCCGAAAGCUGGGGAGACAGGAGUCUGUGGACGAGCUGGACCGAGAGAAGCUGAAGGCCAAGGUGGUAGUGAAGAAACCGGAUGGGUUCCUGGAGAAACAGGAACCCCAACAGAAAUCCCAUGGACUUGGUAGUGAUUUAGAAAACCUCUCGACUUUGAGGCUGGAAGAGAGAGAGAAGAAAAUAUACCCAAAGGCUUUAGAAAGGUCAAACCAUUUUGAAAACAAAGGGGCCUUGCAGGAGACCCAGUCCCUGGGCAGUUUGCUGAAGGGGGCUCUUCACAAGCAGGCCAGCGUUCGGGUCAGCGAGGGGGUGACCUCAGAAGGGGCAGCAACGAGCCAUGUCCUGGCCCCCGGGGACCACAGCCAGGGCAUCUGUGACUUCAAGCGCACCUCUGCUGCCAGCACCCUCCAGGACAGUCUCUGUCACUCCACAGACAGGUCCAGCUCCACGAAGGGGGAGAACGUGGAGAAGGCCUCCCAGGCCAAGGAUUGUCUCCGAUGUGAGAAGUUAGACAGCAAACUGGCCAACAUCGAUUACCUCCGAAAGAAAGUGUCCCUUGAAGACAAAGAUGACAGCCCGUGCUCUGUGCUCAAGCCCAAGAUGACCUCGAGUGCCCAUGAAAGCCUGCCUGGGAACCCCGUCCGGGCUGUGGGUGGACAGCAGGAGGCCCUGCCAGCCUCUGAGAGCCGAGCGUUCAUCAGCAGUGCCCACCCGGCUCAGAUCAGUGCUGCUGCUUUUGUCCCUCUCAAGGCCCUCGCUGGCCGGGUGGAUGGUGGAGGGGAAAAGCCAGGCUUGGUCGCUCCUGAGUCACCUGUCCGCAAAAGCCCCUCUGAGUAUAAGAUGGAAGGUAGGUCCGUGUCCUGCCUGAAGCCAAUUGAGGGCACUCUGGAUAUUGCGCUCCUGUCUGGACCUCAGGCCUCCAAGACAGAGCUGCCGUCCCCGGAGCCUGCACAGAGCCCCAGCCCAGCCAGUGAUGUGGGGCCCUCUGUGCCACCAGCUCUCCCCAGCGGCGGGAGCAUGAAGGGUGACACAGCGGGUCAGAGGGAGCCUUCCCCUGCCAGCUUCAGGAUGAGUAAGUCCUACCUGUUGGAGUCCCGGUUCCCCUCCUCUAGCCGGGCUCUCCAGAAUUCACCAGCAGCUUCCUUGCCUGAGCCAGACCUAAAGCGGGACAGGAAAGCUUCUCAUGCUGCCAGGAGCCCAGUGACGGUCAUGGAAAGCAAUCCCCAGCAGAAGGAGGGGGGCCCCAGCAAACACCAAGACCACAGCCCCGACAUUAAACUGCUCCCCUUCCUGGGGCAGAACCCCCACAGCACUGACCCAUCCAGGUCCCGCAGCCUGCUGCCCCCUGAAAGUACCCCCUCGAGAGAGAAGCUGAGCGGGAGGGAAUCCUCUGAAAGGGGCCCUUCCGCAGCCAGAAGCGAGCGGUCUGCUCUGAGGGUUGACUCCCAAAGAGACCCCUCCACCGAGCUGUGUCCUCCAGAAGCUGCUAAAACCCGUGAUGAUUCCAGAAACCUCCCCUCUGGGGGAAGGCCCCGCCCUGACUGCUACACACAGCCCCACCCCACAGAGAAAGCGUGGGGGUCUUGUGGCAAAGCAAGCCCCAGAGAUGGCCGCGUAGAGGUGAGGCCUCUGGCGAGGGAAGACUCUCAUUUGCCUUCAGCAGGGACUCCUGAGAAGGAGCUGGGCAGAGGAAGAGGUGGCACGGAGCCCCAGCCAGAAGCCCCUCCUGCCCGGCGUUCCCAGCCGCCACCCGGCCCUGAGAAUGGGAGAGGAGACCUCCUCUCUGGUUUCCCUGUCUUGCCGAGAGACAGUCCCAAGGAGCUGGAAGGGAAGGAACAGCCUCCGCAGAAGCAUGUCAGCGGUAGCUCUCAGCCAGUCCCAGUUACCAAAGAACUGCACGGCCUGGCGGCUCGGCCACACAGCAGCUCGCUGAGCCACAGCUCAGGCGGAGAGCCCGGGGGCAAGCCCUGUGCUGCAGAACCCGGCCUGGGCCUCCAGGGCCCUCCCAAGCCGACCACAGCGCACAGUGAAAACAGCAGCCACAAGCCCAGGCCUGGCCCUGACCCGAGCCCUCCAAAGUCGAAGCACCCAGACAGGGCCCUCUCCUCCCAGAAGCCGAGCAGUGGUCCUGCAGUGGGCAGAGAGCCUGGUUCUCAGCCCCCUGCUGGCCCCAGCCGAGAGGGGAAGGGCUGCAGCAAGGGCAUCUUGGAUGCGUUCCCUGCCCUCCCAGGUUUCCAGAACACAGUUAGCGAUGCGAUGGGCCAGGGAGGAGGUGGACCCUCAGUCCCACUGCAGGCCGAAGGGGGUCUUCUAGACACCAGGCUAAAACCCGCCAGUUUUGGGCAUCCCCCGGAGGGGCUAGAGAAGCCCACGCUCCCGCCAUGGCAAAGACGCCCAGGAGUAGAUGAGUUGGUAGAGCAGAAACCCGCCACUGUCAGUGAAAAGCAAAACCUGUCUCCAAAGCACCCCAAACCAUCCACUGUGAAAGACUGCCCACCUCUGUGCAAACAGACAGACGUGAGUCCAAGUUCACUGGCCACCACUACCACUGACAGGAAGUCUGAGGGCAAGAAAUGCACUGAAGCACUUUAUGUCGCCACAGAGAGUGGGAAGCCUGAGGCCAGCCUUCCCCUGGCACCCAGCGAGGCCAGGCCAAAAGGCACAGAGAGGCCAGCAGCUGCUGUUGGGAAGGGCUUGUCAGAGGCCAAGGGGAAAGGGCUGAGUGCCCAGAAGCCGCUGAAUGAGGCAGGCAAGCCCAGUGGCAUGAAGCGGUCACCCUCGGCCACUGGGCAGAGCUCUUUGCGAUCCACUGCCCUCCCGGAGAAGUCUCUGAGUUACUCUUCCAGCUUUCCUGAAGCCAGACCAGGGGCGCGAGAGGCCACCAUGAGUGGCAGUGACGCAUCUUCCACCAAGGCUGGCGGGGCUGCGGCUAAGGCCCUGCCGGGGGGAGAUGGCAGAACCCACAUGACCAAGAGUGACUCCUUGCCAUCUUUUCGGAGCCCCACCGUCACUCUGGAAUUGCACCACCCUGGCCCGAGUGUGGCGGGGGGUGUCGGCCACCGGGACAGGGCCCUGUCAGUAACUGCCCCCGCAGGAGAAACCAAAGGGAAAGAGCCUGUCCCAACCCAGCCCCCUCAGACUCGGAAACAGAACCCGGGCAGAGAAGUCACCAAGGCGUCCCCAGCUCCAAACCCUGACCGGCCCAUCACCCUUUCUUCUGAGAAGGACUUUGUGGUCCGGCAGAGGCGGGGGAAAGAGAGUGUGCGUAGCAGCCCUCACAAAAAGGCCUCGUAGUGGGGCAGGCCCCAGGCCGGACUGGGGAGACCCGACCUGAAUGUGUACCUGAGUCUUGACUACCUUUCGAAACCAGCACUGUGUGGCAACGCCCGCCGGGCAGAGCCUGGAGCCUCACUGCAGAUGGACGGGGAGAGGGAGAGAAAGUCAGAAAGAAAGAGGGGACCUUCUUCCAAUUGCCUUCCCGAUCGUUACCGGUAAAACUGUUACCAGAUAGUGUUUGUACAAACAACAACAACGGAAUAACCUUUACAGUUGAGGGUUGCUGAGGAAAAAGAUUUUCUCUGUAAAUACCUAGCAAUGUGUUUGGUUUGGGACUGAGAGUCGGUACCUUGCUGCUGUGAUUGCGUUGUUUACCACAGCUUUGUUUUGUUUGUUUGUUUGUUUGUUUUUUUCCCCAGUUAAGAUUUUUGCUUUACCACUUAUCAUAACGUAGUAAUGAAGCAAAACGGUUAAAAAUGGGUGUAUUAAAAAGUAGAGCUACGCUCCUAUUCGUGUACAUACGCACCCACCCACAUGUUUUGGUCUGUGGUUUAAGAGAGUAUUUCAAGGCUACAUUUUUCUAAGUUAAAGCAUUCUAAGUAGAGUUAAAGGUGGAAGAAAGUCCUAGAUACAGUAGAUCGUGAGUUUUUGUGUGUACUUUUCAGGAGAGAUUUUGGUAGUACUGUAUCUGGCUACCUGUGUUUCCAGAUCCGAAAGCAAGAACUACUCUAAUCACCGCCUUUGGAAGCUUUCCUCCGUUAGGAAUGGCCGGAACCAAGGGAGCUAACCAUUGUCACUGCACAGCCAUCCCGGUGGACGUUCUGAUCCUGGGUCCAACUGUCUGAAAGGCCAGUUGUCCUUAUCUGUGAGUGUGUGUGUGGGGUCCUCACCCUCGCUGGAGUGUGGGCUAUAAACGCACAUCAACUUUACUGCUCUUACUUUCCCUUCUUUUUCUUUCCACGCUCUUAAACUCAGGCCUUUAUGCUAUGAGUCACUAGUCCAAGAAGCACACAUUUCGUAGGGCUUUUGGACCAGCCCUGCUCUUGAACAAAAAGGAGAAUUACUGGCCGCACACAAAUCUGACAGUGCUUAAAUCAAGUAAGAAGGAUCAGGCAUUGGAAGAGGUUUUUAAAUUUUGCUUUUUUUGAGGGGGAAAAAGGGGGUGGAUUUUGGCAUCAUAGCAUAUAUAUUAAUGAAUAAUCAGGACAUCAGAUACAUUUUAAUACAUAGCUGGGGCCUUAUGUUGUAGAUGAAGCUUGCUGUUUUUAGCAAGUUCCUGGGUUUCACAUUCAUUUCUGAUGCAUCGAGUAGCUCCAUACAUUACAUAACACGAUCUCUUUAUUUGUAUGCAAAAAAAUAAAUAAAUAAAUACUGUAUUAAUAAAGAGCAGCAUUUUUUUAAUAAAAAAAAAAGAUUUGGUGGAGCUAUUUGGUGCUUGAAUGUGUCCUUUUUACUUUUGCUAAGCCUUAUUUAAAUUUUGUAUACCAUGGAAUAUGUAGAAUUUGUCAAAUCAUUUUAGUGCUGAGGGGGUUUUUUGUUUGUUUUCGUUGCAGUUGUCCUGGUGGCUUGUUUUGUAUUGUAAGACGACACUUGCUGACAUAAGUACUAAAGGCACUAAGAGAAAAUACACACAGAUAAGUCUUUAUAAGAUGUUUGGGAUCCAUAGCAGGAUUUUUGUUCUGUUUUGUUUUUCAAAAGAAAAAAAUACUACCGAUAAAUACUAAUUCAGCACCCAGACCCCCUCGGAUGUCUUAGUAUCUUCAAGCUAUAAAAUUGUUCCUCUAAGCACAGCUUCUGGAUUAUAAAUUAUUUAGCGAGGCUGUAAACCCUGCUCUAAAAAGAAAGGCAUAACUUAACUGACUGCUUGGUUGUCCUUCAUUGUACAAUGAGAUGGCAAUGGAAAAAAAUAAAUAAAAGUAAAAAAGUCUCCUCCUUGCCCCUGAUUUUUUUUCCCCACGUAGUUUCAGCUCUUCCCCAUCGCUCUGUCAUGAAACUGUAGAAGAAAUACGAAUUGUAAAAGAACCCAAAUGGGUUUCCAAAGUGGUCUCAACAUUUAUAAUUCAUAUCUGUGUUUGGUGGUUGUCAUAACCCAGUCUUCUGUAUCCAGACACCUCGACAGAUGUAUCGGGGAGGUAGUUCAUGGUUUACAGCCUUUGCUUUUUAACUGUCCAGUUUCCUUUAAAGCACAACUAGCUGCUCGUUUACAAAUGAUAUUUUUAUGUAUAUUUUGUAUAGUGUAUUAUCAUUUUUGCCAAAUACGUUUUUGCAUUUUGGAUGAGUAAAGAGUACUUCAGGUUGCAUUCAUGUAAUACCUGUUUGUUGUUGUAAACCUCUCCAGUCAGCUGGUAGGAAUUCUCCUGUGUUCUCUCCAGUCAGUCUCCUGUGAUUGUAAGAUGUGCUCCUCGGUAGAACUCCCAGCUGUAGGUUGACCAGCUUCAAAGUCUGUUAGGAUCUGUGCAAUAAAGUGUUUGCAGUCUUAUUUUCUCUAAGAAGUUCCCUAUGGAUGUCCUAAUUGUUGUAUAUUGAACAAAUAUUUAUACUUAUGCAGUUGCAUAACAUUGAAAUAAAAAUUUAGCAUGAAAAGAUAA
This is a messenger RNA of Neogale vison (American mink), 10415 nucleotides long. It is a transcript of the gene MAST4, whose product is annotated as microtubule associated serine/threonine kinase family member 4. The record is from RefSeq and is a predicted model, not a curated record. The transcript has 29 exons. Bases 1 to 7845 code for a protein of 2614 amino acids. Gene Ontology annotation, biological process: peptidyl-serine phosphorylation; intracellular signal transduction. Gene Ontology annotation, molecular function: protein serine/threonine kinase activity; magnesium ion binding; protein binding. NCBI's taxonomy places the organism in Eukaryota, Metazoa, Chordata, Mammalia, Carnivora, Mustelidae.